AGUCGCUCCAGGCAGAGCUCAGCGGAGGCCUCGGGUACCUGCCUAACGGAGGAUUUCCUUGACGAGUCGAUCGAUCGAAGUCGAGCAUGGCGAACCAACCCGUCGCGGCCGCCUUUUUCGGCGAGCAGAAUUCCUUCGAUGCCAGCAAGUACACGAACCCCUAUGGCAACUACACCGUGGUGGACACCGUCACGGAGGACAUGCUGCCCUUCAUCGACCCUCACUGGUACCAAUUCCCUCCUCUCAAUCCCCUGUGGUACUCCCUGGUAGGGUUCUUCAACUUCGUGUGUGCAAUCCUGGCCAUCUGCGGCAACUUCACUGUGAUGUACAUCUUCAGCACAACCAAGUCCCUGCGCACGCCCUCCAACUACUACGUGGUCAACCUGGCUCUCUCAGACUUCACGCUCAUGUUCUUCAUGUGUCCCCCGCUCAUCAUUAACAGCUACUACCAGACUUGGAUCUUCGGGCCGAUGGCGUGUUGGCUGUACGCUGCCAUUGGGUCCCUCACCGGCUGCUGCUCCAUCUACACCAUGGUCCUCAUCACCAUGGACAGAUAUAAUGUCAUCGUAAAGGGAAUUGGAGGAAAACCUCUCACUUCCGGCCGCGCAAUGAUGAACAUCUUGUUCUGCUGGGUCACGGCCGCCUUCUGGACCUUCGUUCCCUUCUUCGGCUGGGGGAAGUACACCCCCGAGGGCAACAUGACCGCCUGCGGGACCGACUACUUUUCCAAGGAUAUCAACAACAUGUCUUACCUUUACUUGUACGCAAUCUGGUGUUACCCUAUUCCUUUGUCCAUCAUUGUCUACAGCUACUUCUUCAUCGUGAAGGCGGUGUCGGAGCACGAAAAGCAGAUGAAGGCACAGGCUGCUAGAAUGGGCGUCAAGAGCCUACGCGGCGACAAAGACUUGCAGAAGAAGUCCAACGACUGCAAACUGGCCAAGAUUGCCUUGAUGACGGUAACCCUGUGGUUCAUGGCCUGGACUCCCUACGCGAUGAUCAACAUGGCGGGCUUCAACUACCCCUCCCUCGUGACGCCUCUCUUCUCCAUCUGGGGCUCCGUCUUCGCCAAGGCCAACACCGUCUACAACCCCAUUGUCUAUGCCAUCAGCCAUCCCAAGUACAAGUCGGCCCUGUACCAGAAGAUGCCCUGGCUGAGCUGCCAGGGCGAGCCCGCCGACGACGACUCCAAGUCCAAUGCCUCGAACUCGACCAGCGCCGAGGACAAGGCCUGAGUCUCCUGAGCGUCCGCGAGCACCCAGCCUCUCCCUGUUCGUUGUGCGGAUAACAGGUCUUGAGGUUUCGACUCGAAUAUUAGCCGUGGGUCUACGCCGCACGCUAAUAUAUCUCGAAAAAGCGCUAGCAAACGAGCAAAUCAAUUUAAAAUGUUUCUAUUGUAUCUUUAUCUUACUCUCGUCUGCAGACUACCUCUCCCUUUGAAUAAAUCUUUGCAAUUUC
Molecule: messenger RNA, 1455 nt
Organism: Penaeus monodon (black tiger shrimp)
Lineage: Eukaryota; Metazoa; Arthropoda; Malacostraca; Decapoda; Penaeidae
Product: rhodopsin-like
Exons: 3
Coding region: 87-1232 (381 amino acids)
Biological process (GO): phototransduction; G protein-coupled receptor signaling pathway; visual perception
Cellular component (GO): membrane
Molecular function (GO): G protein-coupled receptor activity
Source: RefSeq, a predicted model, not a curated record